This is a messenger RNA of Pogoniulus pusillus (Red-fronted tinkerbird), 1914 nucleotides long. Its product is annotated as adhesion G protein-coupled receptor G3-like. The record is from RefSeq and is a predicted model, not a curated record. Gene Ontology annotation, cellular component: plasma membrane. Bases 1 to 1593 code for a protein of 530 amino acids. Gene Ontology annotation, biological process: adenylate cyclase-activating G protein-coupled receptor signaling pathway; cell surface receptor signaling pathway. Gene Ontology annotation, molecular function: G protein-coupled receptor activity; heparin binding. Lineage: Eukaryota; Metazoa; Chordata; Aves; Piciformes; Lybiidae. The transcript is spliced from 11 exons.
AUGCCCUCCUGCCCAGCCCUGAAGCGGGGUGAUGGACCCCCCCUCUGCUGCAACAUGUUGGUGGAGUCGGAGGAGCAAGAGCCUGGUACCCCCAGCGCUGCCCUGCCCUGGCACUGCUCCGAGCUGGGGCGCUCCAGCAGCCCUGCCUGUGCCUGCCUGCGGGAACGUUGGCUCAGGCUGCUGCAGUCGGCGGGACCUGCGCUGCAGGGCAGGCUGGAGGGGCUGAAGGUGCUGCUGCUGAACGUCAGCAGGGCUCUCACCCGGGAUCUCCUCAUCGCCUUCUCCCCCACCGAGGGCCCCAGGUUGCUGGAGGUGACUGAAGAGAGGAAAGCAGGCAAAAUCCACCUGCCCAGGGAGAUCUUCCAGUCCCUGAGCAGCCUGGCAGCUCGCCUGGUGGUGACAGUCCUCAACCUCCGGCACUUUGGCAUGUUCAAGGAGGUCAACCAGACAGGAAAGGUCCUGGAUGACACCGUGGUGGGCAUCACAGUUGGGGAGACUGGCAUCUCUGGGCUACAGCACCCUGUGAAGCUCAGCUUUGCCCAUGGGCAGCUGCCUCAAGGUCUCACCCCACAAUGUGUCUUCUGGGAUGCCACCAAAGGACUGGCAGGAGGCUGGAGCAGCAGUGGAUGUGCCACCCAGCCCGGGGAUGAAGGGACAGUCUGCUCCUGUGACCACCUCACCUUCUUCACUCUCCUCCUGAACCCAGCUCUGGAUGAAGCCACAGCACAACCCCUGCUGGCUGUUGCCACUGCCAGCUGCGGGGUAGCCGCAGCCUUCUCCAUCCUCACCAUCGCUUUCUGCCUCUUUUUGAGGUGUGGCUUUAGGUUUGAGGAGAGCCUUCGCAUCAACCUGGGGCUGCAUCUGAACCUGGUGAGCAGCCUCUUCCUCCUCAACUUGGCCUUCCUGCUCAACAGCAGGCUGGCUGCUGGGAGCCAGCCUGGCACCUGCAAGGCCUUGGGGGGGUUCACCCACUACUGCCUGCUCUGCUGCUUCACAUGGAUGGCACUGGAGGGUUGCCACCUCUACCUCCUCUUCGUCAAGGUCCUUGGCACCUACAUCCACCGCUACCUGGCGAAGCUGUGCCUGGUCGGCUGGGGCUUCCCUGUCCUCGUGGUGGGGGUGGCAGGACUCAUUGGCAGCUAUGGAGAAUACAGCAUCCAGACCUUGGAGCAGCAGCCCAUAGCCCACCUGUGCUGGAUCACUCCCAAACACCUCUUGGUCCAUUACAUCACCAACUGUGGCUACUUUGGCCUCAUCUUCCUCUUCAACGUGGCUGUUUUUGCUGUGGUGCUGCACAAGAGCUGCUGCCUGCAGGGCAGAGGGGCAGGGCAGCCAGGUCGCAGGGCAUGGAAGGUGGCUCUGGUGGCAUUGGGACUCUUCUGCCUUCUGGGAGCCACCUGGGCCUUGGCAUUCCUCACCCAUGGCACCUCCUCUGCCCCUGUGCUCUACCUCUUCACUGUCCUCAACUCUCUCCAAGGAGUCUUCAUCCUCAUCUGGUUGGUUGUCCUCUACUACCCCAAGACAAAGGAGACCACAGGCUCCCUCUCCAACAUCAUCAGACAUGACAAAGCCACCACAGUCUCCCAGGACUAGCUGCUGGCUGCACCUCCCUGCCUGCCUGCCUGCUGAGAGCGAGCUCCCAUCCCGACAGAGGAGGAGGGCUCAAUGUGCUGUGCCUCAGUUUCCCCUUCAGUGAGCCAUGAGCCACUUUAAGAGGGCUUUUGGUUGCUUUCCUAAUAGCUUACCUUGGGCAAGGAGCUCCAGAGAUGUCCCUUCUGCCACUGUCACAGAAUCACUGAGUUGUGAGAUGCUGGGAGGUGGAGGAGUCACCAUCCCUGGCUGCACCUGGAGUGCUGUGUCCUGCUGUGGGCUCCUGAAUUGCAGAGAGCUGCUGAGGUGCUGGAAGGUGCUGAG